AGUCCUCCAUUGAGUAGACAGCAUGUCCCACAGAUCAACUAUUAUUGUCUUAACCGUGGUGGUGGUCGGUCCUCAGAGUUCUCCCGGCCUCGUCGCUUCUCAUCUCUGCAGUGUCAGCCUCAGAGGGACGAGGUCAGCCGGCUGCGGGCCUCCUCUGGUAGGAGCAAGACCCAGCAACACCAGGAGGCCCUUGGCUUGCCCAACAUUGGAAACAGCUGCUUCCUGAACGCGUCCCUGCAGUGUCUCUACAGCCUGCCCUGCUUCUGCAGUGACAUCACGGGGCAGGAGGACCUCUGGAGCCCCCGGAGAAGAACCAAGCUGAAGCUGCUGAGGUACUUGGGGGAGCUAUAUAAAUCCCGGCAGGGUGAGGGCUCCUACAAAGGCAAGCGCCGGCUCCUUUGGUCCAUCAAGAGCAGUCUGGCAGAGUUCAACGAGGAGUACGAGCAUAUCACUGAGCAGGAUGCUCAUGAGUUCCUGCUCCUCCUCUUCAUGAAGAUGAAGAUGGAAGGUGAGACACUGCAGGAGAUCUCCACGUCACCCAGCUAUAUCUGCCCCGUCCAGAACUUUGAGUUCAGACUGCAGUGUGUACGCACCUGCACCAGCUGCGGUGACAAGGUCUUCCAGGAGGAGGAGCAGAACCACUUGUCCUUGGACCUUCACCCGUCGUUGAUAGCUGGCCUCCAAUUCUACUUCAAACCUUCAGAGUUGGAGUGCACCUGCCGGCAGUGCUCUGGAUGCCAGGCAACAGCGGUUCGGCAUUUCCUCACUCUGCCCAGAGUGUUACUCCUUCACAUGAAGCGCUUCCACCACGACGGGGCACGUUUGAGGAAGGUGACCGAUGCUGUCAGCGUUCCUCCAUGGCUGUCUCUGGCCUCCCUCGUUGGAGAGCAGGGGGCUGCAGCUGGGAUAGACCCACUGAGAUCAAGUUAUGGAGAGGGGGACAUCGCAUCUGGAGCAAAACCAAGUGCAAACAUGGCAGCAGUGGAUCAUCUUGACAGUGCAGGAGACAGGGACAGAGGUCUUCAGGAAGUUCAUGGGAAGGAUCACAGCAACCAGAGCACCUACCGCCUGUCGGGGAUGGUCUCUCACCUCGGGGAGAGCAUCAACACCGGCCACUACGUCAGUGACGUCGCUGGAGAGGACGGCGCCGGAUGGUUGACCCUCAACGACGCCCGUGUGACGCCCGCGGAGACGCCGGUCCUGAGGACCAGAGAGAAGACCGCCUACAUGUUGUUUUACGUCCUAAGUGGAGCAGAAGAGGGAAGCCAUGUCCCACUGGCUCAGAACCAGGAGCCAUCUGGAGCUGAGAGGGACUGACACCUGUGAGGCCCAGGAGAGCGUUUGAUUGGUGGUGCCUCUACAGCCCGCUCUGGGGGCCACACCCUGCAGCCCCCCUCUACAGCUGAGGCCCACCUUUAAACGCCCCCCUAGGGGCCACACCCUGAAGCUCCCCUCUACAUCCCCCUCUGGGGGCCACACCCUGAAGCCCCCCUCUACAUCCCCCCCUAGGGGCCACACCCUGAAGCCCCCCUCUACAUCCCCCCUAGGGGCCACACCCUGAAGCCCCCCUCUAGGGGACCUGAGGCCCCUCUCUACACCCCCCUCUGGGGGCCACACCCUGCGGCCCCCUUCUACAGCCCCCUCUAGGGGCUAACCAACCCCCUCUACAGCCCCCUCUAGGGGCCCUGCGGCCCACCUCUUUGGACGUUAAGGCUGAUCAUAAUGAGGAUCACUUUAUUUUUUAUUUUGUAUCAUAAUAAUGAGGAGCAUAUUCAUAUUAUGUAUA
This is a messenger RNA of Gadus macrocephalus (Pacific cod), 1786 nucleotides long. Its product is annotated as ubiquitin carboxyl-terminal hydrolase 37-like. Gene Ontology annotation, molecular function: cysteine-type endopeptidase activity; cysteine-type deubiquitinase activity. Gene Ontology annotation, biological process: G1/S transition of mitotic cell cycle; protein deubiquitination. Gene Ontology annotation, cellular component: nucleus; cytosol. NCBI's taxonomy places the organism in Eukaryota, Metazoa, Chordata, Actinopteri, Gadiformes, Gadidae. Bases 490 to 1317 code for a protein of 275 amino acids. The transcript has 13 exons. The record is from RefSeq and is a predicted model, not a curated record.